UCGUCGCAGGAGGGUGUGUCGGGUAAUUGUUUGCGAGUUGGAAUGUUAGGUGUGAGUUUGUACAGUUUUAGCUAACUUUUGUAUUACACAUAGUUCUGCGAGUCAAGAUGGAGCGUUGACCUUCACUACUUCCUUCUGUUGGAAUUUAUUCACGAAAUUUCAGGAUGGCAGACCUGAUAAUACUGUUGGCACUGCUGGUAUCAGCUGUUUCAACAAUAUCCACUGGUCACUUCAAUUGUGCCAACUUGUCAUCAUCUGCCAGCCCAUGCAGUUGCUCCAACCAGUCUCCGACACAGUUUGAAAUCUUCUGCCCUCAGCUGGAUCCCAAGCUCGCUCUACAGAUUGAUCUCAAUUCAUCCCCAAGUGUACAGCUCCAAUGUACAACAACCAACGACCCAGAUUUCUCAAUCUUACCGAGUCUUCAGAUUGGCGAUGUGGACAACUUCUACCUCCGUCAUUGCCCUAAACUACCAAACAUCUCUAUUAGUGAAUUGAUGUCCAGCUUCGGAAUCAAGAGAAUCAAAAAUCUUCAAAUUCAAUCCUAUAAUAGCUAUAACAACACACUGAAGAAAAAGCACAUGGAAAAGCUUAACUACGUGACGAAUCUGAGUUUAGGCAAUAACGGACUCACUUCUUUGCCAGGCGACAUAUUUGAAGACAUGGGGAAUCUUACUUUUCUAGAUAUGAAGUUCAAUUACGUUGACUUGCCUAAAGAAAUAUUUUACUUUACACCGAAACUGGAAGUACUGGAACUCGGAGGCAACAACUUGACGUAUUUGCCGCCGGGAAUUUUCAAGAAUUUGGAUCGUUUGAGACUCUUGAAUCUGUGGUUAAACAGGCUCAAUAACCUUACCAGGCCUGUUUUCUCAGGUGUGCCGAAUCUCGAGACUCUAGAUUUAAAUUCAAACCAGAUGGAAACCAUCAGGCCGGAUCUCUUUUCCGAUUUGCUUAAACUGACACAUCUGAAUUUGUAUGGCAACGCAUUCAUUAGUUUGCCUCAAGGGCUAUUGUCAAGGAACACCGAAUUGAAAGAGUUUCAAAUGCAUGAAAAUAAAAGACCAAUUCACUUACCUCCGGGAUUUUUGGCGAACCUCACAAAGAUCAAGACAGUCAGACUGAGCGGAUCCAAGAUUACAUCUUUACCUGAAGACAUGUUCUCUGGAUCCAUCAACGUAGUGGAUUUGCACUUGAAUCGCAAUUUGCUCACCACAUUACCUGAUAAGAUUUUUCUAGAUUUGGAAAAUCUUGAAUAUCUUGAUCUAAGUCAAAAUAAAAUCACAAGUUUACCAGGAGGACUAUUCAGUAGAACCGGUAGACUGAAAACAUUGAAGCUGUAUUACAAUCAGAUAGCGGAUUUACCAUCAAAUCUUUUCCUCCAACUGAAAAACCUGGAGUUUCUGGACCUGAGGUUCAACAAACUGAGGGACAUUCGAGGGGAUCAGUUCAAGACUCUGGACAAGCUGAGGUCUCUGAACAUUUCCGACAAUCAGUUGACGACUCUAGCGCAGACUUUGCAGCUUGAUGACUAUGGGACGUACUCGGUGUUGGACAACUGCAAACAACUGGAGCAUCUCCAGCUGGCCAAUAACUCCCUGACAGAGAUCUACGGAGACUGGAGACUGCUCUUUACCAACUUGAAAACUCUCAACUUGUCCUUCAACCGCUUCCAGAAAGUUACGAUCUCAGAGUUGGACUUUCUCAGCAACGAGGUGAUGAUAGAUCUUUCCAACAACAAGAUCUCUCUGGUGAACUUCUGGGAGUUCCUACUGGUGGCUAACAAUCACCUUCAGAACUACACCACAUCCUUUGAGCGAGACAGGGUCAAACAGCAUAAAGUCAAGCUCGACAACAAUCCUUUCAACUGCAACUGCCUUCUUCUGCCUUUUGUUCAAUUUUUGCAAAACGGGCUUUCCCCCGAAAUUCAGUAUCUUUUCAAUAUUCCCUCCCAAAAUUUGAAGUGCUUUGAACCCAUGACGUUGGAGAAGCAACCUCUAGCUUUCGUUCCUCAGGACAGGCUGAUGUGUGAAUUGAAAACACUCGGCUCUUCUCUUACUUGUCCUGCCAAUUGUAGUUGCCUUUACAGACCUCUAGAUAGAGGCAAUGUUUUCAAUUGUGAGCACCAAGGAUUGACAAACCUCCCAAUUUCACUACCUCUGAUUCCCAACACUGACCAUUCUGAACUGAACUUGGAAGGCAACCAGUUGCACAGUUUCAAACUGCCGAACGGAAGAGGCUAUGAGAAUCUGACACACCUGUAUUUGGCUCAUAACAAUCUCACAGAGUUCAACAUGACUGGAAUUUCUCCAAGAAUUAAGGUGUUGGACCUGAGCAACAACAACUUGACUGGACUAGCCUCAGAGACAAUCACACAGCUAGAGUCAGCUCCAGAACUGAUGUAUUUGUCAUUGCACAACAACCCUUGGACAUGCGACUGUGAUGCUUUGCCUUUCAUACAACUAGUCAAGAAAAGCUAUAAAAAGGUAAGCUACAACGUAACCUGCGCAGAUGGACGUUCAGUAGAUAAAGUGCUUGAAAGCGAGCUGUGUACUGAGAAAGCAAGCUUGAUCAUCUUUGGUUGCAUUCUUGUUGCAAUUUUAUGCUUUGUUGUCGCACUGGUAACCACACUUUACUACCGUUACCGAACAGAAAUUCACGUUUACUGUUACUCGAGCGAAUGGAAGGCACUUCAGUGGCUGGUGUCCAAUCCGGACUAUGACAAAAACAAGAAGUACGACGCUUUUGUCAGCUACGCCAACGAAGACCAUGAUUUUGUUGUCCAGAAGCUAGUUCCUUUCUUGGAAGGCGAGAAGAGUUUUAAACUGUGUUUACACUACAGAGACUGGGUUCCCGGCGAUGGCAUCCAAGAACAAAUUUUGAAAUCGGUUCAAAGCUCUCGGAGGACUAUUGUCGUGCUGUCUCCGAACUUCUUGAACAGUGUGUGGGGAACUGUCGAGUUCAAAACGGCUCACGCUGAAGCAUUGGAGAGUGGAACUUCUAAAGUCAUCGUAAUCGUUUACGAGGACGUAGGUUCAUCUGCCGAUCUAGACGAGGGCCUCAAGGCUUACCUUCAGAUGAACACCUACCUCAAGUGGGAAACUCCGUGGUUUUGGAAACAGCUGGUUUACGCCCUCCCCCACCCUCCAGAGAAGGGUGAAGAUCUGAAGUCCAUCUUCGGGCGUCUCCCGAAAAUCAGUAGUGACUCUAGGAAUCACGAAGUUUUGAAAAAUGUGCAGCUAAAGAACGGUGAAGUGCAUUACAUAACCGAGUCGUCUGAGAAGGUGAAUGGGAAAGAAGGGCUUACUUCUCCAGCUAAUAACACUACUUUGAUGAUUGAAUCUAUGAUAGAAGAAACUAAACCUAAAAAAACCUCUCCAGAGAAGCAGAACGGAGCUGCAAUGGUAGCUAUGUAACCUAAACAACGACCUGGUAAAAUUUGAAUAGCUUUAGAAAUACGAGAACUUUUAAUGUCAUGACUUCCACGCAUCAGAAUCUUCAUUUUUUUAAGAUUAUAAAGAAACUGUGUAAGUGUUUUGAGAAUGAAUGUAAUGGAAAACCAAAGAGCAUUCUUAUCAUGUGGAGGAAUCUGAGGUUUUAUUACUUUGAACUUUAAAAAUAAAAUGUGAUCUAGUUUUGGUUUUACUUUGAUCUGUGCUAACCACUUUUGAAUGAUGCAGUUCAUUGUUCGAUAUCACGUUUAUCGGUGAGUCAUGAAAAUACAACUUUUUUAGACUCAAAUUUCAAGAUUCUUAGAUUUAUAUUUUGUGAGGCCAGAGCUUUACUAGACUGUCAAAAAUCUAAGAUAACCUGAUGAUCUGAGAGAUGUAUAUCUCCCUAAUUGUAAAUAUUGUAAAUAAUGUAGAUACUGUGUAAAUACUAAGUAUUGUAAGUCAUAAAGCAGCCAUUGUAACAGGCAAUUCUCAUUAAUCGAUAGGAUUUUACUCAUGUACCCAUUAUUGUGCCAAUUGUUUUAAAUCAUUCCACUAACUAAUAAAUUGUAAAAUUAAGUGGUGUUUUUAACCAAAUACGCAAUCUCAUUUGUAUCAAGAAGUAAUAUCUGUUUAAAGAUCUUUAUUACAGCUGUUUGGAAGAUGUUUAAUUUUUAAACGAAAUACCCUAGUAGUUGUACAAAAAAUUUUUCCAAGUCUAUUUUUUGCUACACUACUGUGAAAUCACCUGUUUUCGUUAUAUAUUUUUAUCGCCAUCAAAAAUUCAUCAUUAUAUUGUUUAACUUACUUUGCAAAAAAAUGUUUAAAAUCUUGUUUAAUUUUCCGGACAUUACAAACAUUUUUUAUUGUUCCAUCAACUGAAAUGGACGUGGGAACACGGUUUUAAAUAGUAUACUUAACCUAAAAAAAAUCCUAACUGUAAUAAAUAAAUAUUCCAAUGUCUGUUUUAAAUUUAAAAAAUAAUUAGUUAUUGUAGUGUAGCGAAACAACAUGAGUUCAAAACAUGAGUGAAAGAGUGUCAUUACAUAUUUGAGACCAUUAUGUUUGAAGUGCAAGAUCGAGCACUUUAAACAUUUAAUGACUCACUUUCUACUCUUCUUAUAAAAUAUACUAUUACAGUAGGCCGUGUAUAACAAUGCUAUAAGUCAUUUUGAACUAAGUUACCACCAUGCUAUGUCAACUUAUAAAACAAUCUAAAGAUCUUUUUUUUACUUCUGCAAUUGCUCAACCAACCAAUGGCAUAACCUAAUUAAUUAAACAUAGACAAUGUAGUAGAUAUCUAGAAUAAAUUAACAUACUGAACUAUGUCAUCAAUGUAGUCAUAAAAACUGAGAAAAAGGUACCUCUUUUGUUGUUGAAGUUCAUAAUCUAUAACUCAAAAUACAGAACUAUAUUUAGCACCUAUAAAUUUUUUCAUUGACUACUGAAUCGAUUAAGUUUGUUUCUGCAGUUUCGUAUUCAAUUUUAGUUUUAACUCUUAUUGCAAUUGUAAUUGUAUUGUUUUCUCGAUAAUUGGCAAAUCUUAAACUUAAAUUUUAGCUUUCUUCCAUUUUUGUUUCUGAUACAAAUUAUACAUUGAACUCUAUAAAUAUCUAAAAAAAAAAUAUAUGAAUGUAUAAUUUAGUUAUUUCACUUUGUAUUUUUAUUCUGUAAAUCCAGAUAAGAAUGUCUGAUAUCUGAGUAAUCUUUACGUCUAAUGCGUACAUUACUCUUAGUAGAAUAUUUAUUUUUUAUUGCUAUUUUUUUUACAAAAAUAUGUUUUGUGUAAAUACUCUUAGCAUUUUCUGCCCAGAAUUUCAGUAAAUUGUAUUGUGUGUAGUGUUUUUAUGUACCAAAACUCAAAAUAUUUUGCUGUGUGAUUUAAUUUUGAUCUGUAUGUCAUAACUUCUCAAUUUGUGUUAGUAGUUACGCUUUUAACAUGUUUUAGAGUGUGAUAAAUAUUUGUCAAUUAGACUCUCAGGGCUAAGUUUAGUGACUUUGCCCCUUAUUGACUUAGUUUUAUCUCUGAACGCAGAGACAGUGAUAGUAUAACAAGGUUUAUCUAUACAUUUGUAAAAGUUCGUUUAAGCUAAGUGUAAAUUCAAACUUUGGUCAGAUUAAUUUGUUAAGACUGAUAGUUUUAAGCGCCAAACAUAAUGUAUUUUGUACUAAUUUUUGUAUGCAGGUGAAUACAAUAUUUUGAACAAGA
Molecule: messenger RNA, 5634 nt
Organism: Macrosteles quadrilineatus (aster leafhopper)
Lineage: Eukaryota; Metazoa; Arthropoda; Insecta; Hemiptera; Cicadellidae
Product: protein toll-like
Exons: 6
Coding region: 165-3410 (1081 amino acids)
Biological process (GO): immune response; toll-like receptor signaling pathway
Cellular component (GO): membrane
Molecular function (GO): protein binding; transmembrane signaling receptor activity
Source: RefSeq, a predicted model, not a curated record